This is a messenger RNA of Naegleria gruberi, 3117 nucleotides long. RefSeq names its product ubiquitin activating enzyme. Lineage: Eukaryota; Heterolobosea; Eutetramitea; Acrasida; Naegleriidae. The transcript is spliced from 2 exons. The record is from RefSeq and is a predicted model, not a curated record. Gene Ontology annotation, cellular component: SUMO activating enzyme complex; cytoplasm. The coding region runs from base 19 to 3090 and encodes 1023 amino acids. Gene Ontology annotation, biological process: protein sumoylation. Gene Ontology annotation, molecular function: SUMO activating enzyme activity.
CCAAGUAGCCAAGACAAGAUGGUCGAUGAAGUUGCAGCUGAUCAACAACCAGAAGUCGAUGAAAAGUUAUACAGCAGACAAUUAUACGUGUUGGGUAUUGAUGCCAUGAAGAGAAUGCAACAAUCGAAUGUUUUGAUUUGCGGACUCGGAGGUUUGGGUGUAGAAGUUGCCAAGAAUGUUAUUCUUACAGGUGUUAAGAGUGUUACUUUGCACGAUACAAAGAAUAUUACAUUGGAAGAUCUCUCUGCUCAAUUCUAUGCAUCUGAAAAGGAUGUUGGUCUCAACAGAGCAGAAGUUUCCCUCUCACAACUUAAAGAAUUGAAUCCAUACGUUCCUGUAAAGAUUCAUCAAGGAGAAUUGAACGAAGAGUUUAUUACACAAUUCUCUGUUGUUGUUUUCACAGAUUCUCACAUUCCACAACUCUCAGAGUUGAGUGAUGUCUGCCACAAGCAUAAUAUUAAAUUUAUUGCUUCCGAGAGUAGAGGUUUGAUGGGAUCAAUCUUUUGCGAUUUUGGAACAGAUUUUACAGUCUAUGAUAAUGAUGGUGAAAAUCCAGUAUCAAACAUUGUUACAGAUAUUACAAACGGAAAUCCAGCCACAGUUACAGUCUAUGAUGAUAAACCAAGCCACCAAUUGUAUGAUGAUGAUUAUGUUCAAUUCGAAGGUAUUGAAGGAAUGACAGAAAUUAACAAUACUGAACCAGUCAAGGUUCAAGUUUCUGGUAAACAUACUUUCAAGAUUCAUCUCGAUACCACUAAAUUCAGUGAAUACAAGUCUGGAUCUGGUGGUUAUGUGAGACAAGUUAAGGUUCCAACAAAGCAUUCUUAUCAACCAUUGAAAGAUCAAUUGGUUAACCCAACUUGUAUUGAUUUUGAUUAUGCCAAGCUUGGUAGACCUCAAAGCAUUCACGUUGCCAUGAUAGCUCUCAGCGAAUUUGAAAAGAGAAAUCAACAUCUUCCAAAGCCAUACAACAAGGCUGAUGCUGAAAGAUUAUUGGAAAUUGCUAAAGAAAUUGUUCCAGAAGCUCUCAAGACAUCUUUGGAUGAAAAUGUUGUCAAGAUGUUGUCUUACACUUGUAGAGGUAAUUUGAAUCCAAUGGCAGCAUUUUUGGGAGGUAUUGUUGCUCAAGAAGUCCAAAAGGCUUGCAGUGGUAAAUUCACACCAUUGAACCAAUAUUUACAUUUUGAUUCUUUGGAAAGUUUGGGAGAAGAUGAAAGCAAAUAUCCAACUGAAGAAGAUUGUCAAUUCACUUCAACCAGAUACGAUGGUCAAAUUGUUGUUUUCGGUAAACAAUUCCAAGAAAAAUUGUCAAAUGUUAAGGAAUUCAUUGUUGGUGCUGGUGCCCUUGGUUGCGAAUAUCUUAAGAACUAUGCCAUGAUGGGUGUUGGUUGUGGAAAUAACGGAAAGAUGUUUGUUACUGACAUGGACAGUAUUGAAGUUUCCAAUUUGAAUAGACAAUUCUUGUUCAGAAGAAAGCAUGUUGGUUCACAAAAGUCUACAACAGCUGCUGAAGUUGUCAAGGGAAUGAAUCCUGCAUUCAACAUUGUUGCUUUGCAAGAUAAGGUUGCUCCUGAAACUGAACAAACAUUCGAUGAUGAAUUCUGGGAACAAUUAACAGGUGUCACUAAUGCUUUGGACAAUGUUCAAGCAAGACUCUAUGUAGAUUCUAGAUGUGUAUAUUAUUCUAAGCCUUUGAUUGAAUCUGGUACUUUGGGUGCUAAGGGUAACACUCAAAUUGUUGUUCCAAAGUUGACUGAAUCAUAUGGUUCAACUAGAGAUCCACCAGAAAAGGAAAUCCCAAUCUGUACUCUUAAGAACUUCCCUAAUGCCAUUGAACACACCAUCCAAUGGGCCAGAGAUUCAUUCGAAGGUUUGUUCAACAAGGUUCCAAAUGAAGUUAACACUUACCUCUCAAAGACUGACUAUUUGAAGGAACUUGAUAGUGAAAAUUCAAGGAAGAUGAUUUUGGAAAAUAUUUUCGAAUCACUCGUCAGCAACAAGCCAAUCACUUUUGAAAAUUGUGUUGAAUGGGCUAGAAUCAAGUUUGAACAAUUGUUCAACAAUAAUAUUCAACAAUUGUUGUACAAUUUCCCAAUUGGUAUGAUCACUUCAUCUGGUACCGAAUUCUGGGGAGGUGCUAAACGUCCACCAACUCCAUUGACUUUCGAUCCUAAGGAUCAAGCUCAUUUGGACUUUGUCAUUGCUGCCUCUAACCUCAGAGCUUUCAUGUAUGGAUUGAAGGGAUUCACCAAGGAAGAAUACGAUUUUGCCUCAGUUGUUUCAAAGAUUGUUGUUCCUGAAUUUUCUCCAAAGAGUGGUGUCAAGAUUCAAAGUGACGAAAAGGAAAAUAAGGAACCAGAACAAGAAUUAACUGAAUCAGACGAACAAGAAAUUAAAGUUUUGACCUCCAAGAUUCCAAAGCCUUCAGAAUUAGCUGGAUUCCGUUUGAAUGUUAGUGACUUUGAAAAGGAUGAUGAUUCUAACUAUCACAUUGAUUUCAUUACUGCUACCAGUAACUUGCGUGCCAGAAACUAUAAGAUUCCAGAAGCUGAUAGACACAAGACUAAGGGUAUUGCCGGUAAGAUUAUUCCUGCCAUGGUUACUACUACUGCUCUCGUUACUGGUCUUGCUUGUUUGGAAUUCUACAAGCUCAUGCAAGGUGCUGAAAAGAUUGCCACUUACAAGAAUGGUUUCGUCAAUAUUGCUUUGCCUUUCAUGACCUUGUCUGAACCAGCUGAACCACCAAAACAAACCUACUUGGGAGACAAGACAUGGACUUUGUGGGAUAGAUUCGAAGUUGAUGAAGGUAGAGAUAUCACCCUCAAGGAAUUGAUGGAUAUCUUCAAGGAAAGACACAAAUUGGAAAUUACCAUGAUGUCUGCUGGUAAAUCUUUAAUCUAUUCAUUCUUUGGUAACAAGAAAUCCAACGAAGAAAAGAUGAAGACACCAAUCAGUAAGAUUAUUGAAAAUACUUCUGGUCCUUUCUUGCCAAAGGAAAAGUAUGUCAACUUGGAAGUUUGUGUUCAAGAUUUGGAUAAUGGUGAUGAUCAAGAAGUCCCAUACAUUAGAUACAAGUUCAGAGGUUUUUAAAUGUAGAUAAAAAUUAAUUUAUAUUCA